AUGCUCAACGGAAAUAACACCGCUACCUUCAUCGAGAGAACUGACGUGGUAAAACUCGCACCGUUGACAGUGCCCAAAUUCGACGGGAACCACAAGAACUGGGUCCCUUGGAAAGCCAACUUCCAAGCGCUUAUACACGAUCGUCCAGGAAUGGCGGGAAGCGUCAAACUAUCCCAACUUCAAAAUGCAGUUCACGGUUUAGCAGCGACCGAACCUAGAAUGGCUAGCGCAAGUGAAGAUCUAUUUCCAGUCAAAAAGAGGAAAAUUGAUGAUUCUAAAUGUUUCCAGUUCAACGAGCACUUCGACGCUCUGCUAAAGUUAGCUCCCGUUCAAAAUCCAACCGCCGAAACCACAGCCACCCUUAUGUACACCGUCCGUCAGCACGUCAGCAUGCUCAAAACAAUGAACAUUGCGAUCUGCGACGAGUUUGUCCUGCGAAUUCUCGAGAGAUGCCUGCCCGGGUAUCUCCUGUCGCGAUGGAUGGAUAAACACUCAAAUCGCGAAAUCCCCAAAUUGGAAGAAUUGUACAUCUUCGUUCAGGAUUCAAUAUUUAAACAACGAGCGAUAGCUGAGAAGGUGCCUAAUGAGACUUUCCCUCGGGAGAAAUUCAACAUCCCCAAGAAUAUCAAAUUAGCAGAUCCCCAAUUUCAUAUACCCAGACCGGUCGAUGUCUUGCUAGCGUCAGGUCCAACCCUGUCUUCUCUUGCCAUAGGGCAAAUCAAGCUGAAUGACGAAAGAUCCCAAAUCACUCUUCAAAAAACUUCUUUCGGCUGGAUAGCAGCCGGAGGAUCAAUCUUAUCAACGAUUCCCAACUCCGUUUCGUGCAAUGCGGUGAGGUUAGAUUCACUCCUAGAAAGAUUCAUGGCGAUGGAAGACGUGGAUUAUCAACCCAUCAAGUCAGAAGAGGACGUAGCAUGCGAAAGGUUCCGAGCAGAGUACGAAAAGGAAUUCAACGGGUAUCUGGAACUUGGCCACAUGACGCUGUGCGAGGACGACAACAACGAUGGUUACUACUUGCCUCACCACGCGGUGAUCAAGGAGUCCAGCGAAACGACGAAAUGUCGUGUCGUUUUCGACGCUUCUGCAAAAUCCUCCACGGGCAUUUCGUUGAACGAUAUGCUGUUGACUGGACCGACCAUUCAGGAAACUCUGUGGAAGCAAGUUUUGCGAUUCCGUUCUCAUCCCUUCGUCAUUACUGCCGACAUCGAAAAGAUGUACCGACAAAUCUGGAUUCAUCCCGACGAUAGGAAGUUCCAGAAGAUCUUGUGGUACCACGAAGGCGAAGUUCGAACUUUCGUUCUCAACGUUGUAACUUUCGGGGUGAAGUGUGCUCCUUUUCUCGCAAUUCGAACAUUGCAUCAGUUAGCCGUUGAUGAAGAGAGCAGAUUCCCAAGGGCGGCAAUGCUACUUCGUCGAGACUUCUACGUUGACGAUUUCCUUUCAGGUGCAGACACGCUGGAGGACAUCAUGAGGAUUCGCGACGAGAUGAUCAAACUUUUAAGUCGUGGGGGGUUCGUGAUACGAAAAUGGUCCUCGAACCAUCCGUCGGCUUUAGACAACAUCGAUAAAAACAUCUUCGAUUUAGAUUGCGGCUUAUUAGGUCCUUUAACCCUGUAUGCCAAAACAUUAAUUCAGGAAUGUUGGAAAGCUAACGUUACCUGGGACGAAUCUCUACCUCAAGACAUCCACACCAAGUGGAUCGCUUUAGCUGAACAACUUCCUUUAGUGCGAGAAGUCGCGUUACCAAGGUAUCUGCGAUAUGACGUUGCGAACCCAGUAUCCACCGAGAUACACGGUUUUUGCGACGCGUCGAUAAAGGGAUACGGCGCGUGCAUCUACAUUCGUUCCGUUGACUCUGCGGGAAAUGUCACUGUUAGGUUAGCCUGCAGUAAAUCCAAGGUUGCUUCGCUUAGCCAUCACACCAUACCUCGUUUGGAACUCUCUGGCGCUGCCCUUCUGAAGGGACUAUAUGUCGAACUGGUGACCCAGCUGACUUUCAAUAUCGUGCGAACAAUUCUUAGAACAGACUCAAAAAUCGUUCUCUGCUGGUUAGACAAAGCUCCUCAUCUACUUAGAACCUACGAAGCGAACCGAGUCGCUGAUAUUCAAACGCUGGGUGAGAAGGUCGAGUGGAAACAUGUUCGUUCGAAAGACAAUCCGGCUGAUUCACUAUCCCGAGGACAACUACCCAGGGAACUUUUAACUGAACCCCUCUGGCAUUCGGGCCCUCCAUGGUUAGCUCUUCCUGAAGAUCAAUGGCCUUCAUCGGAAGAAUCCUCGUUAGGUGAUCCUCCAGGCGCGACAGAGGGAAUUGUUUUAUUCACAGCCUCUUCUGGAAGUAACGUCUACUCUCGUUUCUCUGAUUACGGAUGCCUUAUUAGGUCCAUCGGAUAUCUUCUCCGUUGGAGUAGAAGGGAAUCACUACUAGACGAUACCCAAGAUGCGAAUAAAUCGCAACGAGGGAUUCGUUACCUCUCCCAAGCCGAAAUAGUUUACGCAGAACGCCAAAUCCUUCUUCUCAUCCAAAGAGAAUGUUUUAGUUUUGAGAUAAGAUUGCUCAAGUCGACUACGAAAUUAAUUUCCAAAGGCCCCAACGGCGCUUUCAGGAGUCGAACGAAGUUCGAUGAACUCAAUCCUUUCUUAGACGAGCAUGGACUGAUCAGAGUAGACGGUCGGUUGAAGAAUUCAAAUCUUCAAUUCAAUCAAAAAUACCCUAUUUUGCUACCCAGCAACCAUCACGUGUCAGAUCUCAUCAUCCGCGACGCUCAUCAUCGAAAUCUUCACGGAGGGGUCCAAUCCACUCUUUACAGGAUACGCGAAAGGUUUUGGAUUCUCAACGGUCGAAACCAGAUUCAACAUGUCUUGCGCCGCUGCGUACCCUGUCUUCGGCAAAGGCCAAAAUUCUCACACGCCAAGAUGGCAGACCUUCCAGAAUCUCGAGUAAACCCUGCGUUCACUUCCGCGAAGACCGGCGUAGAUUUUUUUGGUCCGAUUAUGAUCAAAGAAAAAAAGGAUCGAAAUCGAAGUUUCCUUAAGGCGUAUGGGUCCGUUUUCGUUUGUAUGGCCACUAAGGCUGUCCACAUCGAGAUAGCAUCCGAUCUCUCAGCUGAGGGCUUCCUCGCGUGCUUUCGUCGGUUCGUUGCCACGCACGGCAAACCGACCACCAUGUACUCUGACAAUGGUACUAACUUUGUGGGCGCAAAUAGCGAACUGCAAAGGAUUUACCAAUUACACAAUUCACCCGAAUUUAAGGACGCGAUUCAAUCUUUUGCUGCAGCCGAACGGAUUGAGUGGAACUUUAAUCCACCUCUCUCACCGUACUUCGGCGGUUUAUGGGAGGCGGCAGUUAAAAGCUUCAAACACCAUCUGAAUCGUGUCGUCAAGGACCAAAAGCUCACGUACGAGCAAUUGGAAACAUUGUUAAAGGAAAUCGCCGCCGUGUUAAACUCUCGACCAUUGUACGCGAUUUCUGCUGAUCCAAACGAUUCCCUUGCGAUAACUCCUGCUCAUUUUUUGAUCGGGCGUUCCUUCAAUUUCUUACCCGACCAAAAUUAUGUUUCAGUUCCGGACAAUCGCCUCACUUCCUACCAGCUCGUCUCUAAAGCUAGACAAGCCUUCUGGAGUAAAUGGCAGAAGGAGUACUUGCAUGAACUGCAAACUCGUCAGAAGUGGUUGAAUUCCGGAACCGUAUUAUCACCUGGAUCUGUGGUUGUGUCGAUGGAGGACAACCCUGCUUGCGCAAGAUGGCCGCUGGGUGUCGUCGUGGAGAUCCACCCUGGGAGCGAUGGCAUUGCUCGAGUAGCAUCGGUGAAGAUGGCUUCCGGAAUCUACAAACGGAACAUUACUCGGCUCUAUGUGCUCCCUGUAGAUCAGGAAAACGCGGACCCGUUGGAGUCUCAAGUCACCCUCCCGAACUCGUGA
Phymastichus coffea is the source of this 3921-nucleotide messenger RNA. RefSeq lists its product as uncharacterized. Gene Ontology annotation, molecular function: nucleic acid binding. Bases 1 to 3921 code for a protein of 1306 amino acids. Gene Ontology annotation, biological process: DNA integration. The record is from RefSeq and is a predicted model, not a curated record. NCBI's taxonomy places the organism in Eukaryota, Metazoa, Arthropoda, Insecta, Hymenoptera, Eulophidae. The transcript has 6 exons.